Messenger RNA from Papaver somniferum (opium poppy), 1740 nucleotides. RefSeq names its product protein ABIL3-like. The record is from RefSeq and is a predicted model, not a curated record. The transcript has 10 exons. Bases 355 to 1557 code for a protein of 400 amino acids. NCBI's taxonomy places the organism in Eukaryota, Viridiplantae, Streptophyta, Magnoliopsida, Ranunculales, Papaveraceae.
CAAAAACUAAAGAACCCCACUGGUCUGGUCCGGUCCGGUCCGGUCCGGUCUCUUGUAUUUUGUAACAGUAGUUCCUUCUACUUGAACCAAACUAGUCUUCUUCUUCAUCUACUACCUCCAUCCAUUCCCCACCUCUUUUCAAUUUGUCUCUUUUUAGUCUUUUCCUUUCCCACUUCACAUAAAUCCCUCCCUCCCUAUCAACUCCAUUCACAUUACUAUCCCUUUCCCACUCCUUUUGGGGCCUCUUCUACUCCUCCUUCUGAAGAAGAGGAGGUCUAAAUCUUGAAUGGGGGUUUCUGUUUUUCUUGCAGAAGCAGAACCAGGUUGAGUUUUUUUUUUUUUGGUUUCACAGUCAUGGAGACUAUGUCUGCCUCAUCUUAUGGUCUAAAUGGACCACCUAAAUCAUCUCAUUAUGAUGAGAUUUGUAUGCAACAGUCUUUAAUCUUCUCUGAUAGUCUCAAGGAACUGAAGAAUUUGAGAUCACAGUUGUAUUCAGCUGCGGAGUAUUUUGAGUUGUCUUAUAACAAUGAUGACCAGAAAGAAAUAGUGGUGGAUACUUUGAGAGAUUAUGCGGUUAGAGCGUUGGUGAAUACGGUGGAUCAUUUGGGUUCUGUGACUUGUAAGGUUACUGAUAUGAUGGAUGAAAGGGUAAAUGUUGUCUCAGGAGCAGAGCUUAGGGUCACUUGCAUCGAACAGAGAUUAAAGACAUGCCAAAGCUAUAUUGACCAUGAGGGCCUUUCACAACAAUCUCUGUCAAUAGCUACUCCAAAGCACCACAAGCGGUACAUCUUGCCUGUUGGGGAGACAAUGCGUGCUUGUGGCCCUACUAUAUCUGCACACCAAUGGUGCAGCCUAGAUGAUGAAGACCAAUGGCAUCAAUUCAAGAAUGCUGUUCGGUCAACCAUAAUUGACACCUCAACACCUUCAGUAAGAAAAGAGCGUUCUCGUUCAGCUUCUCCACAGCGUCCCAGUCAACAUGAAUCCCCACAGCGUCCCAGUCGACAUGAAUCCCCACACCGUCCCAGUCGACCUGAAUCCCCACACCGUCCCAGCCGGUCCGUAACUCCACAGCGUUCCAGCCGAUCAGGGACUCCACAGCGUUCUAGCCGGUCAGGGACUCAACAGAGCUCCAGCCGAUCAGGGACUCCACAGCGUUCCAGCCGAUCUAGUACUCCUCAACGUUCAGCCCGGCCUGGAAUCGGAGUCUUUUGCUUCACAGAACAAUCCAUCUCAGAGAAAAGAACCAUAUCACCAGGCCGUCCAAGGUAUCCACUUGCACGAUCUGGAUCUCUUCAAAGUAGGACAACAACUCCUAUCUCAAGUAGAUCGACAACUCCAGUCCCUAAUAGACCAACCACUCCAAGCGAUCCAAUUACAAAACAUCGGAGCUCUUUCGAUUCUUGGAAAUCAGCUUCUAUGCGUGUCAGUUCUGAAAGGAACAUUCCAAAAGAGGUAGAGCGAGCCCCUAGCAGAAGUAAACGCCUCCUCAAAGCAUUGCUUAGCAGACGUAAGUCAGCAAAAGACGAAGCACUUUAUACUUUCUUAGAUGAAUACUAAAAGAAACAAUGAUGAAAUACUUCGAGCCUGCCAGAACCAGUUUGCCUUCUGAAAUGAUUAGAUCUCCUGAUUUCCUUCUUAGUUUGUUUAUAACUUUAUAGUUUAUACUUCUGUUGAAGUUCAUAUCAUCGAAGUCUGUAAAUGACUAUAGUUGAGUAUCAAUGAAGCAGUGGUUCUCUUUAA